GCGGGGUGGAGGGGGUGUGCUCAUGGGAUGUCCCCAGGGGGCUCAGCGACACCCCUGACCCCCUAACCACCAGCACCAUGCGGCUCUCGGCCCUGCUGAGCGCGGCACGGCCRCGGUUGCCCCCGGGCUACCGGCACGGGAUGUGGCCCCCGGACUCCAUGGCCGCCCGGCUCCGCAACCCCCCGGGGCAGCGCCGCCGCAAAGUCUUCGUGGAGCCCAUCGCCAAGGACGACUGGAAGGUGUUCAAGGGUGACACGGUGCAAGUGCUGGCUGGGAAGGACGCAGGGAAGCAGGGGAUGGUCACCCAGGUGGUGCGAGCCCGCAACUUCGUGGUGGUGGAAGGACUGAACACGCGGGGGGCCCUAAGGGUAUCUAAAAUUGGGUGCCCCCUGCCCAAACUCAUGGGAGGCUGCAAGGGCAUGCGAAGGGAGUGCACCCUACCCAAACUAACUGGGGGAAGCUGA
Malurus melanocephalus (red-backed fairy wren) is the source of this 464-nucleotide messenger RNA. RefSeq names its product mitochondrial ribosomal protein L24 (gene MRPL24). Gene Ontology annotation, cellular component: ribosome; mitochondrion. Bases 78 to 464 code for a protein of 128 amino acids. Lineage: Eukaryota; Metazoa; Chordata; Aves; Passeriformes; Maluridae. The transcript has 4 exons. Gene Ontology annotation, molecular function: structural constituent of ribosome; RNA binding. Gene Ontology annotation, biological process: translation. The record is from RefSeq and is a predicted model, not a curated record.